CUAAAUUUAAAAGUACCGUUUGAAAUAUAUCUCGUCGGAGAGCGCGAGAGAGGCUGUAAACUGUGGGCUGGACGGACGCUGCGUUGUCGGAGGAGGCAGGAGACGAUUAACAUAUAAUUUACAGACCUUUAUUUACUUGUGGGGGCAACAAUAAGAGGAUAAUUCGUAAAAGGAGAGGCAGAUAUCGCGUGAUUCGGCUCGUUUUUUCGCGGAGGAGGACGUCUUUCUGCAGCCAUGAACGGAGUGAAACGGGAGGAAAAGGGGAGAAACAUCCAGGUCGUCGUCCGAUGCAGAUCCCGCGGCGUGGUGGUGAAGGGUCUGGAGGAGAUCACCGUGCACAACAAAGACGAAGUCUACCACAUCCUGGAGAGAGGAUCGGCCAAGAGGAGGACGGCCUCCACGCUCAUGAACGCCUACUCCAGUCGCUCCCACUCGGUGUUCUCCGUCACCAUUCACAUGAAAGAGAUCACUCUGGACGGAGAAGAACUGGUGAAGAUCGGGAAACUCAACCUGGUGGAUCUCGCCGGCAGUGAGAACAUCGGGCGUUCAGGUGCGGUGGACAAACGAGCUCGUGAGGCGGGAAACAUCAACCAAUCGCUGCUGACGCUGGGCCGCGUGAUCACCGCCCUGGUGGAGAAGAGACCUCACAUCCCGUACAGGGAAUCUAAGCUGACCAGAAUCCUGCAGGACUCCCUCGGGGGUCGAACAAAAACCUCCAUCAUCGCCACCGUGUCGCCUUCCUCCAGCAACCUGGAGGAGACUCUGAGCACGCUGGAGUACGCCAGCAGAGCCAAGAACAUCAUGAACAAACCCGAGGUCAACCAGAAACUCACCAAGAGGACGCUCAUAAAGGAAUACACGGAGGAAAUCGAGCGUCUGAAGCGAGAUCUGGCCGCCACUCGGGACAAGAACGGAGUCUAUCUGUCUGCAGAGAACUACGAGACCAUGUUGGGUCAGAUCACCUCUCAUGAGGAGCACACGUCUGAGUACUCCGACCGGAUCGCUGCCAUGGAGGAGGAGAUCAAGAAGGUGACGGAGCUCUUCAUGGACAGUAAAACCCGGUUGGAGCAGUGCACCGUAGACCUGGACGAGAAGCAUCAGAUGCUGGAGGAAACCAGCAAAGACCUGCAGCUGACCAAAGAGAAGCUGAGUCAGGAGGAGUUCGUCUGCUCGGAGCUCUCCGUCGUCCAGGAGUCUCUCUACAACACGGCAGGACAGCUGCUGAGCACCGUGGACGCCAGCACCAGUGACGUGAUGGGUCUGCACGACAAGCUGGACCGCAAGAAAAAGGUGGAGCAGCACAACAGUGAGAUCCAGCAGAGCUUCUCUCAGCGGAUGGAGGGGGCGCUGAGCAGCAUGCAGCGCUGCAUUCAGCAGCACGGAGACCAGCACCACCGCAUGCUCAGCAGCUACUCGCAGGCCAUCGACGGCGUGCGCGUGAUGAACGAGGCGGCGCUGAACGGCGCCCUGGUUACCGUGGAGUCCUUCGUCGGCGGCGUCGGGGCGCUGGUGGCCGACGGCGUGGCUCGCUGCCGGGACCGGGUGCAGCAGCAGGAGGCGCUGUGUCUGCAGGACAAGGACAGCCUGCUGCAGCUGCUGGAAGAGCAUCGGCAGGACAUGGAGGAUGUUCUGGUGGCUCGGACCCUGAUGGGUCUGUCGGCCGUGAAGGAGCUCAACGACACCCUGAGAGCCACCGUGGAGACGCAGCGCGCUCUGGCCGACAAGGUGGAGGCGAUGAAGGAGGUGGGGGUGGUGUUCGGCGGCCUGGUGCGGGAGCUGGCCGGGCUGCGGGAGGAGACGGUGCGAGGCCUCGGCUCGCUGCAGGCCGACCACGGCAAGCUGGAGGACGAGAUCCGACGGGCGCAGGACCGGCACCAGGCGGGCAUGAAGCAGACCAUGCAGUUCCUGCAGGACCAGCUCAACCUGCUGACCAUGGAGGCCCAGCAGGACUACACAGACCUGCGCUCCUCCUCCAAAGCUCUGCAGAAACCUCUACAGACCCUCCAGGAGAACAUCAGCAGAGGUCUGGUCCAGCGGGACCUCCAGUGGACCUCUAAAGCCAGGGACCAUGCAGAGACUCAAGCCCAGGAACACCUCUCACUGUCGGGGAAGAUUUCCACUGAAGCUCAGACCCUCUGUCAGAGCGUGGAGACGCGCUGCGCCGACCAGCUCCGCACGGCCGAGGAGGAGCUGUCCAGCCGGGGGGCGGAGGUGACCCGGUCUCUGGUGGCCGUGCAGGACCAGACCUCCGCGGACCGGGCGGUCCUGGACCAGCAGCAGGCCGAGCUGCGGGACCACGUGGAGACGAGCCAGGACCUGGUCCAGGGCUUCCUGCAGGAGGAGCUGCAGCAGGACCGGCCCACCGGCGCGACCCCUCAGCGUCGGGAGUUUGUGUAUCCCCGGCAGCUGGAGAAGUCGCUGAGCCGGAGCGAGCUGCUGGAGAGCCUGCGGAGGAGGCAGGAGGUGCUGCAGGCCGCCAUGGAGAAGGAGCACCAGCUGGAGGAAGAGGAGGAAGAGGAGGAAGAUCACGACUCUCUGGAGGACGAGCUGAGCGCCUGCAACGAGAGCUUGGCCACCGAGCCGUCCUUCAUCGACGAGAACCUCGUCUUCAACGAGAGCAAACGGGUUCCCUUCUUCAAGGUGAGCAGCAGAAAUUUAACUAUUCUAUAUCUGAACUAA
Molecule: messenger RNA, 2679 nt
Organism: Etheostoma cragini (Arkansas darter)
Lineage: Eukaryota; Metazoa; Chordata; Actinopteri; Perciformes; Percidae
Gene: kif11
Product: kinesin family member 11
Exons: 22
Coding region: 235-2679 (814 amino acids)
Biological process (GO): mitotic spindle assembly; microtubule-based movement
Cellular component (GO): nucleus; spindle microtubule
Molecular function (GO): microtubule binding; plus-end-directed microtubule motor activity; ATP binding
Source: RefSeq, a predicted model, not a curated record